This is a messenger RNA of Balaenoptera acutorostrata (minke whale), 501 nucleotides long. Its product is annotated as dehydrogenase/reductase SDR family member 2, mitochondrial-like. Gene Ontology annotation, molecular function: carbonyl reductase (NADPH) activity. Bases 1 to 501 code for a protein of 166 amino acids. The record is from RefSeq and is a predicted model, not a curated record. NCBI's taxonomy places the organism in Eukaryota, Metazoa, Chordata, Mammalia, Artiodactyla, Balaenopteridae. The transcript has 5 exons.
AUGAACAUCCUGACGCAAGACAGCGAAGCGCCCCAUUACAAAUCUAACAACACAAGUCUCACUCUCCUAGAGGAGACCAGCAGCGGAGCCAACAGCAGGAAGACAUUGGUCAAUCAGGUUACUGUGAUCACAGGGUCCACAGUGGGGAUCGGCUUCACCAUCACCCGGCAUCUGGCCCAGGAUGCGGCCCACGUGGUGGUCAGCAGCCAGAAGCAGCAGAAUGUGGGCCUGGUGGUGGCAGCAUUGAAGGGGGUGGGCCUGAACGUGAUGGGCACCGUGUGCCACGUGGGGAAGGGUGAGGACCAGGAAAAGCUGGUGGCCAUGGUCCUGGAACACUGCAGGGGUGUUGACUUCCCGGUGUGCGUGCCAGGGAUCAAUCCUUUGACGGAAAGUACCGUGUGGAGCAGUGAGCAGGUCUGGGAUAAGAUCCUGGACGUGAAUGUGAAGUUCUCCACCCUGCUGCGGAGCCAGCUGCUGCCCCACAUGCAGAACAGGGGGUGA